GUUCUCCAACUCGUGCUUCUUGGAUACAGACGGACAGGCCACCUGCGAUGCCUGCUUCCCGGGCUACACAGGACGCCGCUGCGAAAGGUGCGCUCCUGGCUAUGAAGGCAACCCCAUCCAGCCAGGUGGGAAGUGUGUGCCGAUUGGAGGAGGCCCCCAGAUUCCAGAGAAGGAGGUUGUCUGCGACGAGCGAGGGGGCAGGAAGGCCUCGGAUGGGGGCUGCCAGUGCAAGCCCAACGUCCAGGGGCCAUCGUGCAAUGAGUGUGCCACGGGCAGCUUCCACUUGAGCCACAGGAACCCCGAGGGCUGCCUCCGCUGCUUCUGCAUGGGGGUCUCACGCCAGUGCGCCAGCUCCUCCUGGAACAGAGAUCAGGUGCAGCUGGCUCACGAAGAUGCCCAGCGGGGUCAGUUCAGCCUCGCCAACUCGGCCAACACCCAGACGGUCAGCGAGGGGAUUCGCUUCACGGGCGGCUCGGAGCUCACCUUCUCUUCCUUCCACAUUCUGCCACGGGACGUCUACUACUGGGUGUUGCCCGAGCGCUUCAGGGGAGACAAG
Messenger RNA from Pseudonaja textilis, 556 nucleotides. The record is from RefSeq and is a predicted model, not a curated record. NCBI's taxonomy places the organism in Eukaryota, Metazoa, Chordata, Lepidosauria, Squamata, Elapidae.